AUGGAGUAUUCGUAUUGCGAGUCUUUCCUCUCGCGCUCUGCUGUGGAGGCGACUGCAGAGGCCCCCUCUCUUAUCCCUCCUCUUCCUUCCCUCGACCGUUCUUCAGGGGGGCCCCCUGAUGCUUCUGCUUCUUUUGGGGGUUGGGGGGCCCCCCCUGUGGGGCCCCCCAAUCUGUGCCCUUCACAAGACUCAGCAAGCUCCUCUCAAAGGCUUCUUUCUUCUUCACCUCCUCUAGUUGCUGCUGCUUCACCUCCUCUACUUACCCUUCCUUCUUCUUUAUCCUUAGACAGCGGCCGUUAUGCUUUGGGGGCCCCUGAAGAUACAGCUAGCUGUUCUGCAUUGGCCGUGGCCCCCCUCCCUUGUACUGCUGCACCAGCAGCAACAGCAGCAACAGCAGCAGCAGCAGCAGCAGCAGCUGCUGCUGCUGCUGCUGCUGCAGGGGGCCCCCGCAACCCCACACUGGAGGAGGUGGGCCUAGGGAUAUUUCUGUGCAAUAAAAUUUACUUCGAGUACAAAGGAGACUCUCAGCUGCCUGCUGAGGUUCGCCUCGCCCUCAAACACCCUCACGGCUACCAGGUAAAGGGAGCAGCAGCGACGCACAAACCAGCAGCAGCAGCAGCAGCAACUGUAGCACAUGCAACAGAAGGAGCAGCAGCUGCAGCAAGGCCGCCCUGCGCGCUGUUUUAUGGGGCAAAAGGAAAGCAAAGCAGCAGCAGCAGCAGCAGCACUUCAUCGGCAGCAUCUAAACCAAACAAAACACAAAAAGAAAUAACCUCCAACCCAUCACACUCGCAGGGGGCCCUGGAGGCCCCAGCAGCAGCAGCAGCAGCAGCAGCUCCGGAAUCGCAGGGUUUAGGGGGAGGAGGGAGCCCCGCGGAAGGGGCCCCUCGGGGGGCCCCCGCUUGCAACUGCAGCGACUGCGGCCGCUGCCGUGCGUUUGCAGAGGCCCGGCGUAUUUUGAAGCCCUUUGGGGUACAGCUGAUGCUGGGGCCCCCCCUUGGGGGCCCCCAAGGGGGCCCCCCUGGGGGCCCCUAUGGGGGCCCCUAUGGGGCCCCUCCUCCCUCAAGGAAAGACAGCCAAGGGACUGGGGGGCCCUCUGAGGUCGGCGGUCGGAGGCGGAGGAGGGGCCCUAAGGAGGCAGGGGGCCCCACAGGGGACACUUCUCUUUCUUUGUCUCUUGUCUCUCCGUCUUCACUUCAACAAGAAUUGCAUACAUGCAGCAGUGCGCCUGCAGAAGGGCUCCCAGCCUCUAGUGGAGGGCAUUGUCUCUGCUGCGCAUUAGCAGCGAGGGGGGCCUCCGGGGGCCCCCGUGGGGGCCCCCUUGAAGAGGUUCAGGGGCAUAUUGUAGUGGAGACACUUCCCCCAAAGGAGCUUGCUGCUGUUGAGGCAGCAGCAGCCCUUAAGAGGGCCCUCAGCUACUUUAUCUUGGAGGCGCCGGCCCCUGCUGCUGCUACUGCUGCUGCUGCAGUAGCAGCAGCAAGAGGAGGGGGCAGACAGAGGCCCCCAAACACAGCAGGAGAAGGUCAGCUGCUGCAACACACCAAGCCAGGCCCCGUUGCUGCCGUUAAGCUGCUGCAGCAGCCCCCAACGAAGCAGCAGAAGCAGCAGCAGCAGCAGCAGCAGCAGCAGGGCGCAGACGAGCCCCCCCGCGCUGUUGGCGAUGCCCCGGUUGAAGGGAGCGACGUUGUGAAUCCCCCGAAGCGCAGCAGCAGCAGCACCAGCAGCAGCAGCAACAGCAGCAGCAGCAGCAGCAAUGGUGGGGACAGUUUGUGUGCAGUGCGUUUGGGUUUAUUAGACGCUGUUUUUCAGCUGCACGAUAUUCCGUGCAUGCACCGCCAGGCUGCUGUCUCCUCCAAUCAUUUCUCUGCUGUCCUCUCCAGCCAACGCGCAGUACUAACGCGCGUCUCCCCCGCCUUCUUGGCGUUUUUGCUGCAGCAUGAAGAGGCGUUGGAGGCGGAGUUCCCGAAGGGGCUUGCUGCUGCACUUGAACAGCAGCAAGAAGCGAGGAGGCGGAGGGCCCUCUCCAGCUCAGGGGCCCCUGGGGACAGCGCGGAGCAGGGGCCCCCACAAGGAGGCGAUGAACUGCAAACAAUAAACAAAACCCUCAAACUAGGGCCUUCUUUUACCCUUCAUACAUUCGUAUUCGACGGACGGCGGCAAGCCCGAGCCCUUUUGAAGCUGCUGCGCGCCUUCAUCGCUCUGCACGACCAACUUGCUGCAACAGGGCAUCCAGGGGGGGCCUCUGGGGGCCCCACGUCGUAUCAUUCUUUUGUUGCUGCUGCUGCAGCACACCACUCCCUCGGCAGCAAAGCCGUACGCAGCCUCAACAGAAAAAACUUAGGGGCCCCUCUCCAGGUGUUUUUGUUGGUUUCAAACUUCCAAGUGCGGGGGGCCCGGGUGACGGAUGGCGCCGUCUCCUUCACAGAAACUUUGCUCUCCCGGGAGCACCGAUCUACAGAGCGGGUGAAGCGGCUUCGUAUUAAAGGCCUCCUUCUGCCUCAGAGCCAGAAAGAGUUUCUGCAUGCUGUGUGGCGUCACUUUCAAACUUUUGGGGGUUUGUUAGAGGAGUCGGUGUUUAGGGUUUUGAGGUGUCUGCUGCGGCGUCGCUGCGUGACGGAACGUCGAGCUUUGCAAGCAGUUGCUGCAGCAAAUAAAAAACGCCGUGGGGCCCCCAGGGCCCCGGGGGCCCCCGGGGCCCCCGAAGUUGGUCGUGGGGCUUGUGGGGGCGUUGGAGAUGUGCCUGCUGCUGCCGAAUGCAUGCGGCUGUGCAUCCCUCUCACUGCUCAUCGAUUUGCUGCUGCAAGAAGAGAGCACGGGCAGCUGCUACAGCAGACGCCGGUGGAGUGUCUGGUGUCUGGUGCAUACUUCCGUUUUCUGUCUUUGUUUGGGGGCCCCCCUCCCUUUGACGCGGACUUUAGUCCUUUGCUUCGCCCUUCCUGGCUGUCUGCUCUGGGGCCCCUGAAGGAGAAACAACAAAUAAAAGAAACUCCAGACGAGCGCGAACAAACAAAAACAAACGGCACUGCUGCUGUCUGUACACCCCAACUCUUCGUCUGUCUCCUCACCGGCGAAACAAACUACAACUCAACCCUAGACAGAUGUUCGGGCGGCGUGACGGGUUCGCUGGCAGCUCUAAUGCGAAUGGCGUUUGAGGAGGAGCCCUUUAAAGGAAAGGUCUCUGUCUGUCUCUCCGUUGGCGAGGCGGUUUCUGCGGCAGCAGCAGCAGCAGAAUCUGCUGCUGCUGCUGCUGCUGCUGCAGGUGCAGAUGCAGCAGCAGGAAGCCGCGCGGGCAGUGUUAUAGGCGCGGAGGUGUAUGCGGUGGUCCUGCAAGACCCCGAGGCUUCUGCUGCUGCUGCUGUUCAAGUGCGAGCUCUGCUGUCUCUGCAGCUGGAGGAGCCACGUCGUGGGGUGUCUGUACACUUCGUGACGGCGAGUUGGGUGUAUCGAUCAGCCCUGGAGGGCUCUAUAGACCCACCUUCUGCCUGGGGGCAGCACCUGCAGGUGGAAGGCCUCCCCCCAUGUUGUUGGGGAAGGUGUGGGGCGUUGUUGGGAUCGACUCCCACCGACUCCCUCGUUCCCGUCGCCACCCCACAACUCCCCGAACGCACGGCCUUCGUUGCUGGCCCUCCUCUUAUGCAAGUAAUAAAGGAGCCUUGGGGCCUGCCUCUAUUUGGCUGGCAUUUACUAAUGACGGAGGAGACCCUUUCUUCUCUUUCGGUGUCUCUGGAUGUACUUCAAUCCACUUGGGGUGUCUCCGUUAGUUUGCUGCCUUCCCUGUCUCCUGCUGCAGUGCUGCAGCAGCUGCUGCGCCUCCUCAAGGCCCACAACACAAACCCCGCAAAGGCCCCCCAGGGCCUCCAGAAUAUGCUGUUCUUUGCUGCUGUCGUAGCUCUAGACAAGCAAGACACAGCAGCACUCAACCCGCACAAAGACAGUGGGAAGGAGGGGGGCCCCCCUCCCCUCGUGCAGGGGGGGCCCCUCGCCUCUACAGCUCCACUCAGACCCUCGCAUGCUGCUGCCCUUGAGGAGCCCCGCACCCCAGUUAAAGGCAGCAGCAACGCAGACAGAAGGGCCCCCUCCCCCCCUCCUAAUGAAUCCGCAGCAGCAAACGACAAUAAGGAAAACCCAGACACCAGUCUACUUCAAUUAAACAAACAAAAUCAGAAAUUAUCGGAGGAAAGGACUCCCUUACGGUCCCCAACAGGCAGCAGAACAAACAGCAACAAAGUGAGGGGAAUCCCGGCUCCAACUCCUUUCAGUUUAAAGGGCCCAAACAAACUGAGUGAGGACUCUUCUGCUCUACGGGGCCCCCUUUCUCCCUCAAGGGGCCCCUCCUCUCCUCUUAAAAACCCUUCUUCUCCCUUUGGAGUCCCUUCUUCUCUAAUGAAGAAACCCUCACCGCCUAUACGCAAACCUUCUUCUCCUCUCAAGGACUCAACGCGCUCUAGGGGCGCCUCCUCGCCUCUCAGGGGCCCCACUUCUCCCCUUAGAGGCCCCCGCUCUCCCCUUAGGGGCCCCUGCUCGCCUCUAAGGGGGCCGCGCUCCCCUCUUAAGGGUGUUGGUUCGGUGGCCUCUCCGCUGCGUUCAGUGGGUCGCCUGGGUGCGCUGGGUUUGUAUGGGGGCUCGUCGCACAGGAACCUGUCUGUACACCUGAGGAAGCAGUGGGGGGGCCCCUGGGCCCUUCGCGCCCCUUCGUCCCGUUUCUGUUUUAAGAGCAGCACCUACAGAAUAACAGUGGGUAGACUGAAGCUGCUGCUGCCCGGGUUUGAAGGCCUCCCCCUUGUCAGUGCUGCUUGGGUCCUUGAGUGUAUCCAAGCACGCAGACUGCUCCCGCUGCAACAGUUUCUUCUCUCCCCUGGCGAGCAGCAGCAAGAGCAACAGCCGCAGCAACAGCAACUGCAGCAACAGCAACAGCCACAAGACAAACAGCCAACGGCGGAGCCAGGUUGCAGUGCUGCUGCUGCUGCGCAGCAGCCCUCAGGGGGCCCCUCUGCACCCAGCACCUCGAGGCCCUUGAAGAGGUACCUGCAAGGAGAACUGCAGCAAACGCCAAAGAAGCGAAUCACGCCAGCCCAUAAUCAUGCGGGGCCCCACACAGCAACGGAGGGGCCCCCAGCAGCAACAGAGGGGCCCCCAGCAGCAACCCAAGGGACCCCCUCAGCAACAGAGGGGACACCUUCGCGCGGCAGCUCUGCAAAGAGGAGGCCGUCUGCAACGACACCGAAAUCAGCACGCGAUCGUUCAUCUCUCUCCCAAGUCAACCAAAAUCACGCAACAGCACCGCAGCCAGCCGCAGCAACAGGAGCUGCUGCUGAUGUUGCUGCUCCUGCAGCUGUUGCAGCAGCAGCUGAUCCUGCUGCUUUAGAUCACGCCGAAGCAGCAGAUCACGCUGAAGCAGCAGCGGCAGCGGAGCCCAAGACGGUGCACGAAGGUGGCGUCUGCCCAUCGCGACGCCCGCGGGCAGGCGGAGGAGCGAAGGCCAGAAGAAAUAAAACAGAACAGCAAAAGGUAGACGGCAAGGAGGCGAAUGCAACAGCCGAUGGUCCUCAGGCGGACACACAGCAGCAGCAGCAGCAAGUGCAGCAAAAGCCGCAGCGAAAGCCUCAGGCAACAACAAACGCAGCUAAGAAAAUAGCAGCAGCAGCAGUAGCAGCAGCAGCGGUCAGAAGAGGCUCCAGGCGAGGGAGAGGCGGGGGGCGUUGA
Messenger RNA from Eimeria acervulina, 5703 nucleotides. RefSeq lists its product as hypothetical. The record is from RefSeq and is a predicted model, not a curated record. The transcript is spliced from 11 exons. NCBI's taxonomy places the organism in Eukaryota, Apicomplexa, Conoidasida, Eucoccidiorida, Eimeriidae. The coding region runs from base 1 to 5703 and encodes 1900 amino acids.